AUGCAGAACUUCUGGAUCAAAGACAAUUACCUUUUUCAUACCCCCGAAGUUGAAUUUAGCAACCGAUGUGCGUUGCGGGUGACCACGGUUCUCGGAAAGGAGUACCUGUGGACCUGCUCGGAGAACUUCAAUGAGGCGUACUUGUACGGCGAUCCCAUGGGGGUGAUCCCCUAUUUUUCCAUCUAUCAAGACGCAAGGGAUGAAAAGGGGAGGAUUAGCGAAAUCACCUUUACGCUGAGCAUCCCGAUCAAUAACCUUGGGGAUAUUCUUUCCGAAGCCGGCCAGGCGGCCUCAUCGACGGAUCCGUCCACGGAUCCCGUCUUCGACGCCGUCAGCCACGUAGAAUUUCUCCCGGAGUUCGUUUAUCGAAUCCAUCAUCCGCUCGUCCGGCUGAACAUGACGGCCGCCCCACUGUUGCGAUUUACCCGACCCCUUUUUCACUCCCCAACGGGAACGGCCUCCCCUCUCGCGUCGAAUUCCGGCCCGCUUUGCGGAUUCACCGAGGCGGAUCUUUGGUUUCAUUCAACCGUUCGUCUUCCCCGCUCGACCUCACGGAAGGAGAGGGGGCACCACGCGCUCGAACGCAGCCCUUUCGUGGAGGACGCGACGGAGCUUGCGGUGUUGUACGAUCUCCCUUCCUUCGCCCGACGCUACACAUCGCGAGCGCAACGCGUGGAAACGCGAAUGAUCACCGAAACGUCCGGUGGGCUUGGGCUUUUCGCCGGGGGUGAAACCGUGCGAGGGGUUUGGCAGGAUUCCCAGCUUCUCCACGCCUUCACGUGGCGGAUUCGUCUUCGGGUGCAGCCCGCGCAACUUUUUUAUCGCCCUUCCUUCGCGGAGGCUCUGAAGUCGGCGUGGGUGCAGUAUUUCGCGAUCGCGUACGUGAUUCAAUGGGUGUUGUGGUGGGUGCGUGGGUUCGUGGUGGUGAAUGGGGUGGUGGAUACGCGAGCCGUCUUCACGCGAAGGAUUCAUUAA
Messenger RNA from Phytomonas sp. EM1, 975 nucleotides. Lineage: Eukaryota; Euglenozoa; Kinetoplastea; Trypanosomatida; Trypanosomatidae. The record is from the annotation of a GenBank genome assembly.